Diceros bicornis minor is the source of this 1586-nucleotide messenger RNA. Its product is annotated as tubulin beta-2A chain. Gene Ontology annotation, cellular component: microtubule; cytoplasm. Gene Ontology annotation, molecular function: GTPase activity; GTP binding; structural constituent of cytoskeleton. Gene Ontology annotation, biological process: microtubule cytoskeleton organization; neuron migration; mitotic cell cycle. The coding region runs from base 53 to 1390 and encodes 445 amino acids. The record is from RefSeq and is a predicted model, not a curated record. The transcript has 4 exons. Lineage: Eukaryota; Metazoa; Chordata; Mammalia; Perissodactyla; Rhinocerotidae.
GCCGCACGCACAGCUCGAGGGCCAGCGCCUCCACCGCUCCGCAGCCGGCACCAUGCGCGAGAUCGUGCACAUCCAGGCGGGCCAGUGCGGCAACCAGAUCGGCGCCAAGUUUUGGGAGGUCAUCAGUGAUGAGCACGGGAUCGACCCCACUGGCAGUUACCAUGGAGACAGUGACUUGCAGCUGGAGAGAAUCAACGUGUACUACAAUGAAGCCGCUGGUAACAAAUACGUACCUCGGGCCAUCCUGGUGGAUCUGGAGCCGGGCACCAUGGACUCAGUCAGGUCUGGACCAUUCGGCCAGAUCUUCAGGCCAGACAACUUUGUGUUCGGCCAGAGUGGUGCUGGAAACAACUGGGCCAAGGGCCACUACACAGAGGGAGCCGAACUGGUGGACUCGGUCCUGGACGUGGUGAGGAAGGAGUCAGAAAGCUGUGACUGUCUGCAGGGCUUCCAGCUGACCCACUCGCUGGGGGGUGGCACGGGGUCUGGGAUGGGCACGCUGCUCAUCAGCAAGAUCCGGGAGGAGUACCCCGACCGCAUCAUGAACACCUUCAGCGUGAUGCCCUCGCCCAAGGUGUCAGACACGGUGGUCGAGCCCUACAACGCCACCCUCUCCGUGCACCAGCUGGUGGAAAACACAGACGAGACCUACUCCAUAGACAACGAGGCCCUGUAUGACAUCUGCUUCCGCACCCUGAAACUCACCACGCCCACGUACGGAGACCUCAACCACCUGGUGUCGGCCACCAUGAGCGGGGUCACCACCUGCCUGCGCUUCCCGGGCCAGCUGAACGCAGACCUGCGCAAGCUGGCCGUGAACAUGGUGCCCUUCCCCCGCCUGCACUUCUUCAUGCCCGGCUUCGCCCCCCUGACCAGCCGGGGCAGCCAGCAGUACCGCGCCCUGACGGUGCCCGAGCUCACCCAGCAGAUGUUCGACUCCAAGAACAUGAUGGCCGCCUGCGACCCCCGCCACGGCCGCUACCUGACGGUGGCUGCCAUCUUCCGAGGCCGCAUGUCCAUGAAGGAGGUGGACGAGCAGAUGCUCAACGUGCAGAACAAGAACAGCAGCUACUUCGUGGAGUGGAUCCCCAACAACGUGAAGACCGCCGUGUGCGACAUCCCGCCGCGAGGCCUCAAGAUGUCCGCCACCUUCAUCGGCAACAGCACGGCCAUCCAGGAGCUGUUCAAGCGCAUCUCGGAGCAGUUCACGGCCAUGUUCCGGCGCAAGGCCUUCCUGCACUGGUACACGGGCGAGGGCAUGGACGAGAUGGAGUUCACCGAGGCCGAGAGCAACAUGAACGACCUGGUGUCCGAGUACCAGCAGUACCAGGACGCCACGGCCGACGAACAAGGGGAGUUCGAGGAGGAGGAGGGCGAGGAUGAGGCUUAAGAACUCAGAUGUUUCGUGCAUCCUUAGUGAACUUCUGUUGUCCUCAAUCACGCAUGGUCUUUCUAUUUGUAUACUAUGGUGCUCAGUUUUGCCCUUGUCAGAAAUUCACACUGUUGAUGUAAUAAUGUGGAACUCCUCUAAGAAUUACAGUAUUGUCUAAGCUAUCUAUACUAAUAAAAAAGCAUGUGUCCAAAAC